AUGGCGGAAUUUCCCGAUUUUGGCCGUCAUUGUAACUUUGAUGGCUGUAAUUUAUUAGAUUUUCUUCCCAUUCGAUGUGAUGCGUGUAAAAAAGAUUUUUGUGGCUCGCAUUACUCAUAUGAUGCACAUUGCUGUCAGUCUUCAUAUAAGAGGGAUAUGCAAGUACCAGUAUGUCCGUUGUGUAGUAAGCCAGUUCCAGUAGCACGAGGAGAACGUCCAGAUAAACGAGUAAGUGAUCACAUCGAUUCGAAUUGUAAAUCAAAUCCAGCCAGUGCAUUAAAAGGAAAAAUUUAUACGUAUCAUUGCUCGCAACGAAAUUGCAAGAAAAGAGAGCUUGUUUCUAUUAAAUGUAAUCAGUGCGGGCGAAAUUUUUGUUUGAAGCAUCGAUUUCCAGCCGAUCAUGAUUGCAUGGAAGUGAAAGACGAAAGACCGCUCUCAAAUGCAGCAUUAGCUGCUUUGCGUCGCAACAAGAAUUGCCGGUAUGAAUCAGUUACAAAAGAAUCUGGCAACAAUCUUCCCUCAAUUAACUCAGUGUCGGAAGACGAAGCACUAACACGAGCCCUGCAGGAACUGCUAAAUAAUUCUGAUGAUUACAUGACUUUAGAAGAACGCGACAGAGCUAUUGCGGAAGAAAUGCAAAAAAUGGAAUAUCAGCAGCAAUUGCCAGAGCAGCAACUUCCAACGAAUUCAAGUCGUGAAAAGUGCAUUAUUUCAUAG
This is a messenger RNA of Acanthocheilonema viteae, 717 nucleotides long. NCBI's taxonomy places the organism in Eukaryota, Metazoa, Nematoda, Chromadorea, Rhabditida, Onchocercidae. The record is from the annotation of a GenBank genome assembly.